Molecule: messenger RNA, 2724 nt
Organism: Candidozyma haemuli
Lineage: Eukaryota; Fungi; Ascomycota; Pichiomycetes; Serinales; Metschnikowiaceae
Product: CCR4-NOT core subunit
Exons: 1
Coding region: 1-2724 (907 amino acids)
Source: RefSeq, a predicted model, not a curated record
AUGUCAGAUAUUGAAGACUCCGACCUGCAACAGGUCAUGGAGUUUGAUAUUCCUCCUAACAAUGACGACCAGCGUGAUUUCUUCACGGCACACACUAUACUUCAACAGAAACUCAGUUUGGACUAUGUUGAUGAUCUCAUAGACGAUAUAUUUGAAACGCUUGCGGGUCUUUGUGACCCUUACACACAGCCAGAGGACAACGACGUGAAUCCAUUGAGUGUUGCCUGCUUGGCAGAUGUGUUCAUUGCACUUGCAUACCAACAACUUCUCGAACAACGAGCUUAUGAAGAAUAUGAUGACGAAGAAGAUGAUGAUGAUGAACUGCAAAAACCUGACAAGGACGAUGACGACCCGCCUCCGUCAAUACAAUCGCUACGGUUCACACUAUCGCUCAAGUGUCUCAUUAUGUUGGAUGCUAUCAAUAAGAAUCUUCGAACAGACGAUCCGGUGAGAAUAAAAGCUCUUUUGAACAACCUGCUUUAUUGGGAGCUUCGAGAUCCUUUCUGGCUUCCAUCUUUCGAGGAACACGAGGAGCAUGAUACGAAACUAUGCUACUAUAUGUCUUGUGUUCUCGUAAUGACUCUCUAUAAGCUCUUCCUACCCGAAGAUGGAAGUCCUUAUAACCCUGCAUUGAAUCCAUAUACUGAUUAUUUCAUCCGUCUAUGGAAGUCACACACCGGCAUCAUAAAGCUUGCCUUUGAGCUAGAUCAUGAUCUCGAACAAUUUGCAUACCUGAAUAGCGAUGAGUAUUUCGACACUCCAGAGAACGUGAAGAGGGCACUUCUCGGUUCCAGCGCUGUUCGUUCUGUCUUGGCUUACGUCCUUAAUCAGACCACGCCAGGCAAAGUAUAUGGCCAAAGUGUCAUUGAGGAUAGAAAAGCCCACGAGUAUGAUGUUUGUCAACUACCACUUUUAGAUUUUUAUGACCCGCUUGGCAGAAAGCGUGCAGCUGGAGGUUCAAUCACUGGUGAUUAUCAUCCCUUCAUAUUCGUUCAGUUAAUACUUCGUUUAGGAAUGCCUGAUGUUAGGCCUGACCUUGAUGGUUUAACGUAUGCUUUCUGCAAAGAGGACGACAAGUCUCACUUGGGACGGUACACUUGCUUAAGAGGUGAUUACUGUGAUCAAACUGAAUACAGUUACAGCUUCGAUAAUAACUUUCCAUAUGAAGAUUUUUUGGACGAUGAAAUUAAGUACGUCUUCUUUGGCUACGCUGACUCUGAAGAGGAAGAUGAUGCAGAGGAAGAGGAAAGCAAAACUCCCCUCACCAAAGGUAGUAGCGACGCCAAGAAGGAUCUUCGAAUGGCUUUGCGCUCUGACCCUGAUGCUAUUGGCAUCGACGAAGAAGGCGUUGACUGGAACGACUGUGCCAGGGGAGAAAAUGUGAAAUAUACAGAUAAAUUUCUUGACUAUUGUGCCCAGCACCAACCCCGGACAAAUUUGGAAACAUUUAAAUUAAUGCUCAAUAUCGUGAUGAAUAUUAAUGAGCCUGUUAUUGGAGAUUCCAUCGUGUAUACCAUCGCCAGGUGUAUCAAGGAUGAAGCAGAAGAAGCUAGUGAUUCUUUUGUUAAUCCUGGCGAGAUAUAUGAGUGUCUUGUUUCUCCACCAGACGCUAAUGCCCGUGUCCAGGUCCCCCAUUAUAAUAUUGAAGCUUACCACAAGGAGGUGACUCGGUUUGAGCGCAUCCUUACUGUCAGCCCAGAGAUUGCUUCCAGUAUUAUAGAUGAGAUCUUGAUGUGCAAUGGCUUCAGAAGGACAUUUAUUUGGUUUAUCACGCACCUUGUGAACUACUCGCCUAAUUUGCUCAAUUAUAUCUAUGAAUUGGUAGUAGGAUUAAGAGGUGCUAAAGCAAACGAGAACUUUUCACGACAAGGUGCGUUGGAACUUUCACCAAUCGAAAGGCUGAUGCUUCUUCACGAAUGCUUCAACAAUUUGCUGUUAUGGGCACUCUGUUGUGAGAAAGUCUCACGUCUGAGAGCUGAAUCGGUCAUAGCGGUUGCAUGUCUCAUGAUACGAAGACUUAUUGAUCAUGGGAUCAUUUCCACCUCCAAGAACAGUCAGUACAUGGAUAAUUAUAAAGAGGAAAUUGAGUUCCUUUUGAUGCCUUACAUCGGGGACCUUCCAGAGGCAAGAGAUCUAUUCUUCGAAUUUAAGGGCGGAUAUGGGAGAAACCAGAAAGAAAGAAAGUUGUGGAAUAAGCUUGUGUAUAAAGAACCGGAGUCCACUGAUGAGCUUCUCCGGGACGUGAGCAACCUCGCCCUUGAAGACGUUGUGCUCUUAUAUCAAGAGUCUUACGCGGCACAGACGGCAGUUACAGACUUGGUCGAAUCCGCUUCCGAAGCUCUCAGGCGUUACCAUCACAAGAAGAACAAGGCAAGGGCUACCUACACGAAAGAAGACUUUUAUGAAAAUGUGAAGAAUGCGGACCAUGAUUUCCGUCUUUUCCUCAAGUACUACAAUCAAAUCUGUCAUCAUCCAGAAAUGGGUUACCUUUCCUACGUGAUGAAAAACAGGGGUUUGAUAGUGCCAGGAUUUGGUGGUACGUUCCAAGCUGGCGACGGAGAGAGUUUCAUGACUGUGGAGGUUAUGGAAGGACCUCCUCCAGACCACUAUGACGACGAGACUGAACCUCCUCGGUUUGAAGAGACAGAAAGGACCGAGCUUGAUAAGCAGAAGAAGAAGAAGGAUAAAAAGGGAAAAAAGAAGAAGAAGGGAAAGAAAAAGUAA